UGUGCUCAUCCCGGCGGCCAAGCGCUCCAGUGUUCGCCGGGCUUCGCAGAUGGCUAGCCCCGCUCUCGGUCUGGAAGCUCUUCAGCCCCUGCAGCCGGAACCACCUCCGGAGCCUGCCUUCACCGAGGCACAAAAGUGGAUCGAGCAAGUCACUGGCCGAAGUUUUGGUGAUAAAGACUUCCGGACAGGGCUAGAAAAUGGGAUCCUUCUUUGCGAGUUGCUGAAUGCUAUAAAGCCAGGACUUGUUAAAAAGAUCAAUAGAUUGCCUACCCCCAUUGCAGGAUUGGACAAUACCAUCUUAUUCUUAAGAGGCUGCAAAGAGCUCGGCCUUAAAGAAUCUCAACUCUUUGACCCAAGUGACCUCCAGGAUACGUCCAACAGGGCCACUGUCAAGAACCUUGAUUAUAGCCGGAAGCUGAAAAACGUGUUAGUGACCAUUUAUUGGCUGGGGAAAGCUGCAAACAGCUGUGCGUCCUUCAGCGGAACCACACUGAACCUGAAGGAGUUCGAAGGACUGUUGGCUCAGAUGCGAAAGGAGACCGAUGACAUUGAGAGCCCUAAACGCAGCAUCCGAGACAGCGGCUACAUCGACUGCUGGGACUCUGAACGCAGCGACUCCCUCUCUCCUCCUCGCCACGGCCGAGAUGACUCCUUCGAUAGCCUGGAUUCUUUCGGCUCCCGCUCCCGGCAGACACCUUCACCAGAUGUAGUUCUCAGGGGAAGCAGUGAUGGAAGAGGAAGCGACUCUGAAUCUGACUUGCCACACCGGAAGUUGCCGGAUGUGAAGAAAGAUGAUAUGUCUGCACGACGGACUUCCCAUGGCGAGCCGAAGUCUGCAGUACCGUUUAACCAGUACCUCCCAAACAAAAGCAACCAGACGGCCUAUGUCCCAGCGCCUCUGAGAAAGAAGAAGGCCGAGCGGGAGGAAUAUAGGAAGAGCUGGAGCACGGCCACCUCCCCCCUGGGCGGGGAAAGGCCCUUCAGAUACGGUCCGAGAACUCCUGUGUCGGAUGACGCAGAGAGCACGAGUAUGUUUGACAUGCGGUGUGAGGAGGAGGCAGCGGUGCUGCCGCACAGCAGGGCCCGUCAGGAGCAGCUGCAGCUGAUAAAUAACCAGCUGAGGGAAGAGGACGACAAAUGGCAAGAUGACCUGGCUCGCUGGAAGAGCCGUAGAAGAAGUGCUUCUCAGGACUUAAUCAAGAAAGAGGAAGAAAGGAAAAAAAUGGAGAAGUUGAUGUCUGGAGAAGACGGGACAAGUGAACGAAGGAAAAGCAUCAAGACUUACAGAGAGAUUGUGCAAGAGAAAGAGCGGAGAGAGAGGGAGCUGCACGAAGCCUAUAAGAACGCACGGUCCCAGGAGGAGGCCGAAGGGAUCCUCCAGCAGUACAUCGAGAGGUUCACCAUCAGCGAGGCUGUGCUCGAACGCUUGGAGAUGCCAAAGAUCCUGGAAAGAAGCCAUUCAACAGAGCCAAACCCAUCCUCCUUCCCGAAUGACCCCAACCCCAUGAAAUACUUGCGGCAGCAGUCACUGCCUCCCCCCAAGUUCACUGCCACAGUUGAAGCCACCAUCGCUCGCCCCGGUGUCCCAGAGACCAGCCCAGCAGGCGGCUGUGGGUCUCCAAGCAAAUCCAUCACUCCCAGUGCAGUGCCUAUGCUGACACCCAAGCCUUACACCCAGCCCAAAGCCUCUCAAGAGGUUCUGAAGACUUUUAAGGUAGAUGGGAAAAUCAGCAUGAAUGGAGAAAUGGCGCAUGGAGACGAGGAAGAAAAGGAAAAGGAAGAGCCCACGCUGGAACCUGGCCCUUCCUUAACCAAGUCCCAGAUGUUUGAAGGCAUGGCCACAGUGCAUGGUUCUCCCGUGCAAGUAAAGCAAGGCAGCAACAGCAUUGAGAUCAACAUCAAGAAACCAAACUCUGCCUCCCAGGAACUGACAGCAGCCUCUGAUGAAGCUGAGUCGAAUGGCCGAGAGAAUGAGAAGGCUGAUGGGAAGUCGGGGGCACAGGACGCGGAGCCGACCUCAGCAGAGCCGCAGCAUUUUACAGCAACGGUGACGCGCUGCAGCCCCACCGUGGCCUUUGUGGAUUUCUCCCCCGGCGCGCAGCUGAAGAACGAGGUGCCAGAAGAACGAGACCAGAAGAAGCCAGAAAAUGAGAUGAGUGGGAAGGUAGAGUUAGUGCUGUCACAGAAGGUAGCAAAGCCAAAAUCCCCAGAGCCAGAAGCAACCUUGACGUUUCCUUUUCUCAACAAAAUGCCUGAAACCAACCAACUGCAUUUGCCAAAUCUUGAUUCUCAAGCGGAUUCUCCAAGCAGUGAGAAGUCCCCUGUAACCACACCCUUUAAGUUCUGGGCAUGGGACCCAGAAGAGGAACGUAGGCGACAGGAGAAAUGGCAGCAGGAACAAGAGCGUCUGCUCCAGGAGAGGUACCAGAAGGAACAAGAUAAGUUGAAGGAAGAGUGGGAAAAGGCCCAAAAGGAGGUGGAAGAAGAAGAACGCAGGUACUACGAGGAGGAGCGUAAGAUAAUUGAAGACACAGUGGUCCCGUUCACUCUUUCCUCGAGUUCUGCAGACCAGCUGUCUACUUCGUUGUCUGUCACCGACGGCAGCGGGACUACGAAUAAAGUGGACUUGGAAAACUCUCAAGACAAAGAAAAAGAGAGAAGACAGAAGAUACCUUUCCAGGAGAGUGACAGUGACCAGUUGCUCAAGGCUGGGGAAAGUGGUCCACCCAAGGAGGACAGCAUUAGCAGCCUAAUUCAAGGACCCUCGGCUCACUCUGAAGACUCCAUGUCAAAAGGAAUCCAUCUGGACCAGCCGCCGGAGGCAGAGGCUGGGACCCCACACUGUGGUACAAACCCACAGCUAGCUCAGGAGCCACCUCAGAAUCAACAGGUACCAAACCCAUCAGCAUGUAUGUCAGAAGAUGUGAAGCCCAAAACCCUGCCCCUGGAUAAAAACCUUAAUCAUCAGCUCGAGUCUCCGGGUGAAAGGCGGAAGUCUAUUAGCGGGAAGAAGCUCUGCUCCUCCUGCGGGCUCGCUCUGGGUAAAGGAGCCGCGAUGAUCAUCGAGACCCUGAAUCUCUACUUUCACAUCCAGUGUUUCAGAUGUGGCAUUUGUAAAGGACAGCUCGGAGACACAGUGAGUGGGACGGAUGUGAGGAUUCGCAAUGGUCUCCUAAACUGUACUGACUGCUACAUGCGAUCCAGAAGUGCCGGUCAACCUACAACACUGUGACAGGGUUGGGCGCUUCUGGAUCACCGAGCAUUUCUUUAUUAAGGGUGUCCCUUGGCAACUGCUUAAUUAAACCCCAAGUUCAGGGGCUUCUCAGCAUUCAUCUAAUUUCUGGAAGACUCUUCUACAAGGCGGUAGCUGCUCUUUUGUAUGGUAGCACAGUGUGCUUUUUCUGGUUGGGGGCUGAUUUUUUUUGCAUUUGCACAGUAUAUACAAAAGAAUAUUGCAUCAUGAUGAUUCUGAAGUUCACGGGGGAAAAAGACAAAUGGUUUCAGCACGAGCAGAAAGGCUUAUGGUUGAGAAGGUGUUAUUCUCUUCUUUGGGGAAAUAGCAAAAGGGUGCAAUAAACCUGUUGUGUUUUAGUAUUUCUAGAAAUCAAACACGUUAUGUUUACAGAAUUGAGCUGCAGGAAGUGCAAGACAUGCCAACUUAAGACAGGAGCAUAAACUGAAUGCAUUUCAGAAAAUCUAGACACCCCAGAAAGCUCUGACUCGGAACUACAACUUGUUUUUUUAAUGCAAAAAUACUAGUCUGAUAAUAUAUACUGUACUCCUGAAAACAUUUGUGUUACUUACCUUUGCGGGGGGAGAGGGGGAGGCAGAAGUCCUACCAAUAAAUUAUCACGCUGUUAGUAUUAGAUUUUGUGUACUCCGGACGUCAUGUCAUUAAUAUAUUAAUUAAUAUAUUAAUAUUAAUAUAGGCUGAUCCCCCAAUUGAAGAGAGCCUUUGCAAUCUCACUAGGCUUCCACUCUGUGACGUUGUGCAAGGGUAGGGAGGAAACUGGCCAGCCCUUAUCUUCAGACCUACUAUCCAAUCCAUGAGGAAGUGUCAUCUGUCUGGAGGGCGUGUCAGCGGUAGCCUUGAGGCUUGGGCCACCUGCUUUCUCCAAGCACUGGGUAAGGGGUUAUUGAGCGGCUCGAUGUGAGGAUGUGGGUGUUAGGCGCCAAGGGCAGUCUGUCUUUAGGGGUGAGUACAUCUCACCUUUUGCCUACAAGUUUCCCUUGGGGAUGGAAGCCCAGGUACCCAGAGAGAAGCAUUAAGUCCAUCCUCACAGACCCCGGAUGGUAUGAUGAGACAAGCCCACAUCUGGUCUGUACGGGGCAGCCCUGUGUGCACCUUCCUUCCCCCACACGGCCUUCUUGACUCUCAAGAAUUCUGCACCUGACCCAUAGAGUUUUGAAAGCAACGCCUGCGGAGAUCUGGUUUGUUCUCUGCCCCCUGUGAGGAGUUCCAGCUGGACGCAGCAGGAAUGAAGCGGCUGAACCAGCACGACUUGGCUCUCCAGGCUAAGGACUAGGCAAUGGGGAACUAUUUAUUCUGCCUUAAAAGGAUGGCAACUGAGUAAAGACAAUGACGUUAGGGGAAUGUAGACCAUGGAUACACUCCUAGACGAUGUUAGGCGAAUGUGGACCGUGGAUACACUCCUAGUAGGCUAAUGUAGCAUAGCGAGAGCGCAAGUAGAUGUUUUUCUGUUAUGUAAGCAAUAAUUUUUUUCCUGUGUCUUAUGGAGUAUGGCUAGCAAUUAUUUAUUUCUGUGCUAGACGGUUCUUUGCAUGUGGGUUCCCUAUAGGUGCAGGCAUCUCCUGGCCACUGGAGGCAUAUUGACCACUUUGCCAUUUGGACGAGUUGUUAUUGGACUGAAAUUCACACAUCAUUUCAUUAAAAAUUGUGCCUUAGAAAAUGCAAAGCUGUUGCACAUAGUGGUGAGUGGCAGAUUCGGAACACCGGAGGGAAAUGACGUCACUUCCCAGGUCUCACGACUUCUCUCAGAGGUGUUCGCUGCUUUACAAGAAGAAAAUAAUAAAUAAAUAAAUGAAAGAUUUUAAAAGACAAAUAAAAAAGGAAAAAAAUUAAAAAGAAAAAGAAAAGUUUUGAAAAUGUACAGAUCAAGUCCAAUAUUUUGAUGAAGCACCUGCAUGUUUUAUUAACUAUUUUAAUAAUGUGGAUGUUUACACUUUGCAUGAUAUUAACAGAGUACUUUACGAGAAACGAUGCACAAAACAUGUACAGUAUGGUCAUUCAUAAGCGACUUUUAUAGAAUACUUUUUACAUGUGCGAGGCCAUCCAUUAUGUCAGGAGCACAUGAGUAUUGCACAUUCUUCUGGUUUCACAAAGCCAUUUAUACAUAGUUCUUAGCGGGAUGCGUUGUACGUGCAUUGCAGCUCGACUGGAGUCAAGAGGAAUAAAGCCCCAUCCCAAGCGUGGCACGUGCUUUGCCAUAAUGAACACUAGUCACCAGCCUGGAAUAAUCUCCAACAUUUCCUAAAUUCUAAUUGCCAACUGUUUCUAUUUCUAUUUGAUUUCUAUUUCAUUUAGUGCCAGUCACACGGCAGCUUCGACAGACUAGAUCUCGCUGUUUUCCAAUGCAGCAUAAAAGACUAUGAUCUAUUCCUCUUCAAAUAAUCUUUGAGAUCCCAGGGGAAAAUAUGUGCUCUGUUGUGUGGAGCUAUGAUGUCAAUGUGUUCGUUUAAAAACCAGGCAAGGCAAGUGAGUGAUUUAUUGUUCCUGGAGGACUGUGGCUGUUCUUCCCCCUCAGACUCCACAUGCUUCCCUCCCAAGGACAAAAAUGGUGACUCUGUUUCUCACUAGCAAACUCUCAUGACCUUUGUCCUUCUUUCUGUGUAGUGUCAUUAACGUGAUACAGAUUCUAGUUACCUGUAGGCGGCGUAAGAUUCAACGAGCUGAAACGGUCCACCUUUGAUGUGAGUCCAUCCAAAAUAUGUUCCUUUCUGGGUGGGCGACGUCCUAUAUCAAUUACACUAACUUUCAUUUACAAUAUUUAUUCUAAAAUGCCUCUGAGAAAUAGUUUAAAAAAUUGAAAAUGAAAAGUUGUCUAAAAUGCAACAGCUUUUAUAGUGAAUGUACAUUUAUAAAUAAAAUACUCAAAUCCA
Molecule: messenger RNA, 6120 nt
Organism: Arvicola amphibius (Eurasian water vole)
Lineage: Eukaryota; Metazoa; Chordata; Mammalia; Rodentia; Cricetidae
Gene: Limch1
Product: LIM and calponin homology domains 1
Exons: 26
Coding region: 50-3232 (1060 amino acids)
Biological process (GO): actomyosin structure organization; positive regulation of stress fiber assembly; regulation of focal adhesion assembly
Cellular component (GO): stress fiber
Molecular function (GO): myosin II head/neck binding; actin binding
Source: RefSeq, a predicted model, not a curated record